Sciurus carolinensis (gray squirrel) is the source of this 1661-nucleotide messenger RNA. RefSeq names its product ATPase Na+/K+ transporting subunit beta 3 (gene Atp1b3). The transcript is spliced from 8 exons. Gene Ontology annotation, molecular function: ATPase activator activity. Gene Ontology annotation, biological process: potassium ion import across plasma membrane; sodium ion export across plasma membrane; intracellular potassium ion homeostasis. Lineage: Eukaryota; Metazoa; Chordata; Mammalia; Rodentia; Sciuridae. Gene Ontology annotation, cellular component: sodium:potassium-exchanging ATPase complex. The record is from RefSeq and is a predicted model, not a curated record. Bases 240 to 1157 code for a protein of 305 amino acids.
GGGAUUGGCUGCGGCGCGCGGAGACGUCAGGCUCCCGCGGCCCGAGCGGCCGCCCGGCCCGGCGCGGCGCAGUCGGCUCGAGUGCUCCCGGUGAGGAGGAGCUGUCCUCGGCUGUGCCGCCCUCCGCCGCCGUCGCCGGGCUGCGCCGCUAGAGCCGGGACGCGCCUCCGCGCUCCUCGCCGCCUGCACCCCCGCGGCCGCCGCUCCCCUCGCAGUCCGCACACCCACCAUGACGAAGAAUGAGAAGAAGUCCUUCAACCAGAGCCUGGCCGAGUGGAAGCUCUUCAUCUACAACCCGACCACCAGAGAGUUCCUGGGGCGCACCGCCAAGAGCUGGGCAGAUGGAUCACUCCUUUGAGAUGGGUCUUCCUCCUCUUAUUCUGCAGCAGGAUCGCAGUGUGUGGUGGGGGGUGAUGCUGCCUGAAGGAUUGAUCUUGCUCUUCUACCUAGUUUUUUAUGGGUUCUUGGCUGCACUCUUCACAUUCACAAUGUGGGUUAUGCUUCAGACUCUGAACGAUGAGGUUCCAAAAUAUCGUGACCAGAUUCCUAGUCCAGGACUUAUGGUUUUUCCAAAACCAGUGACUGCAUUGGAAUAUACAUUUAGUGUAUCAGAUCCAAGUUCCUAUGAAGGGUACGUUAAAGACCUUACGAAGUUUCUAAAAUCAUAUUCUGUAGAAGAACAGAAUAACCUCAGAGCCUGUCCUGAUGGAGUACUUUUUGAACAGAAGGGUCCAGUUUAUGCUGCAUGUCAGUUUCCUCUUGCCUUACUUCAGGAAUGCAAUGGUAUAGAUGAUCCUGAUUUUGGCUAUUCCAAAGGAAAACCUUGUAUUCUUGUAAAAAUGAACAGAAUAAUUGGAUUAAAGCCUGAAGGAGAUCCAAGGAUAGAAUGUGUUCCAAAGGAUAAAAACAUAGCAACUGUAGAAACGUAUCCUAAUCUUGGAGUUAUAGACUUAAAGUACUUUCCAUAUUAUGGGAAAAAACUGCACGUGGGAUAUCUGCAGCCAUUAGUUGCUGUCCAGGUCAUCUUUGGAUCUAAUAAUACCAGGAAUGAAGUAACAGUUGAGUGCAAAAUUGAUGGAUCACCCAACCUAAAAAACGAGAAUGAUCGUGACAAGUUUUUGGGACGAGUUGUGUUCAAAAUUACAGCACGUGCAUAGUAUGCGUAGGAUGUCUCCACAGAAUAAAUGUUGUGUUGUCUGUCUUCAUUUUGCAUCAGCUGGACCUGCCAUUCUAGAAUUACGAGACCGCCUUGGAGAAGGUGUGUGGUACAUGACACUGGGUAACGUCGUAACGUGAUUCCAGAUCAUAGUGUUCAGUGUCCUCUGAAGUAACUGCCUGUUGCCUCUGCUGCCCUUGAACCAGUGUACAGUCGCCUGAUAGGGACCAGUGAACACCGAUUCCGAACACGUAGGAUGGGGUCUUGCCCUCUUUUUAUGUGGUUUAAUUGCCAAGUGUCUAAAGCUUAAUGUGCUGUGCUAUGUAAAUAUUUUAUGGAUUUAACACUGGUUAACUGUCAUAUUUUGAUGCCAACAAAGUUUUUAGGGAUAAAAUGGUACCUGGCCAACAUCAAGUGACUUUAUAGCUACAAGCAAUGUGUGUGGAGAAAUUCUGUAUGUGAGGAGGAAAAAAAAGAAAAUAAAAGUGGAUCUAAAAGUGUUAUA